Molecule: messenger RNA, 2700 nt
Organism: Lasiosphaeria miniovina
Lineage: Eukaryota; Fungi; Ascomycota; Sordariomycetes; Sordariales; Lasiosphaeriaceae
Product: dipeptidyl peptidase IV N-terminal region-domain-containing protein
Exons: 2
Coding region: 1-2700 (899 amino acids)
Biological process (GO): proteolysis
Cellular component (GO): plasma membrane
Molecular function (GO): serine-type endopeptidase activity; dipeptidyl-peptidase activity
Source: RefSeq, a predicted model, not a curated record
AUGUCGCACGAAACAGCGUCUUCCGUCUCGACCACGAGCCUCGUCUUCGAGCGCAUCGAUGAGCGCCUCGCCGCCAAGGAAGCCCGCUCCCCCGACGACGACCACCCGCUCAAGGAUGACCCCGACCACGAUGAUCUCGAGACGGGGCCCUUCCUCGGCAAUGGCACUGCCUCCCAAGAGGACCACCCGGGGCCCGUACUCGGUCCCAAGCGCAUGGAUCGGGGGCUACGUAAAGUGCUUAUCAUCGGCGCCGGCCUCGUGGUUGCUGCCUGGGUUAUCGGCCUCUUCGCCUACAUCGCUACAAAGUCCUACAAGCAUGCCUCUACCUUCGAGCAUGACCCACAGGCGACCGUCUCGCGAGGAAAUGGAAAGCAGGUGACGCUGGAUCAGGUCAUGGGCGGCUUCUGGCGCGCCGAGAGCCACAGCAUCAGCUGGAUCGCCGGUGCCGACGGCGAGGACGGCCUGCUGCUCGAGCAGGGCGCGGCUGGCAAGGAGUACCUCGUCGUCGAAGACAUUCGGGCCAGGAACCCGAGUGCCGCAAGCCAGCCUCAUGUCCUGAAAAGUAAGACCUUGAUCAAGUCUGGCACCUUCGAGUACGGCGGAAAGACGUACCAAGCGUCCACGACAAAACCCAGCAGGGAUCUACAGAGAGUGCUAGUUGGGACAAAUAUGCAGUCCAAUUGGCGCCACUCGACUCGGGGCAUUUACUGGAUUUUUGACGUGAACACCCAAACUGCCGACCCUCUGGUUCCGGGCGAGCCCGAGGCGCUUGUCCAGCUGGCCCAAUGGAGUCCGACAAGCGACAGUGUUGUCUUGACAAAAGACAACAACCUUUUCAUCCGCAGGGUCGGCUACGACAAGAUCACCCAGAUCACCACCGACGGCGGCUCAGAGGUGUUCAACGGCGUCCCUGACUGGGUCUACGAGGAGGAAGUGUUUGGCGGAGCCAGCGCCACCUGGGUGUCGGAUGACGGCAACUACAUCGCCUUCUUGCGCACCAACGAGACAGGCGUUCCUGAGUACCCUAUCCAAUACUUUGUGUCCAGACCGAGCGGCAAUACCCCGAAGCCCGGCGAGGAAGCGUACCCCGAGGUCCGGAACAUCAAGUACCCGAAAGCCGGCGCCCACAACCCCGUCGUCGACUUGAAAUUCUUCGAUGUGGUCCGCGGUGAUGUCUUUUCGGUCGACAACAUCUCUGGCCGGUUUGCUGAUGAUGAUCGGCUCAUCACUACAGUUGUUUGGGCCGGCAGUCAGAUCUUGAUCAAGGAGACGAACAGGGUCAGCGAUGUUAUGCGCGUCGUUCUCGUCGAUGUGGUUGUGCGCACCGGAAAGGCCGUCAAGACUACCGAUGUCAAGGCGAUUGACGGAGGCUGGUUCGAGAUUUCGCAGAAGACAAAGUUCAUCCCGGCCGACCCCUCCAAGGGGCGAGCGCACGACGGCUAUAUUGACACUGUCAUCCACGACGAUGGUGACCACCUGGCAUACUUCUCGCCUUUGGACAAUCCCGAGCCGGUCAUGCUUACCUCUGGAAACUGGGAAGUUGUUGAUGCUCCAUCAGCCGUUGACCUGGACAGGAAUAUUGUCUACUUUGUCGCAACAAAGGAGUCGUCUAUCCAGCGCCACGUCUACCAAGUGAAGCUCACCGGACAUGACCUGGCACCCGUGUCUGAUACCACGGUCGAGGGCUAUUAUAGCAUUUCGUUUUCCGCUGGGGCCGGCUAUGCCCUGCUGUCGUAUUCAGGCCCUGGAAUCCCGUGGCAAAAGGUUGUCAGCACUCCAAGCAAUUCGGCCAAAUACGAACAUGUCGUAGAAGAGAAUAAGAAUCUGGCCGAGAAUGCCAGGAAGCACGAGCUUCCCAUCAAUAUCUACGGUACCGUAAACGUAGACGGCGUCGAGCUCAAUUACAUUGAGCGACGGCCGCCACACUUUGACGAGAGCAAGAAGUACCCAGUCCUCUUCCAGCAAUACAGUGGCCCGGGCUCGCAGACUGUCAACAAGAAGUUUGCUGUCGACUUCCAAGCGUACGCGGCUGCUGGUUUGGGCUAUGUGUGUGUGACGGUCGAUGGACGGGGCACCGGAUACAUUGGUCGCAAGAACCGUGUCCUCGUCCGUGGCAAUCUGGGCCACUGGGAGUCACACGACCAGAUUGCGGCUGCCAAGAUAUGGGCAGCAAGGAAAUACGUCGACGAGGCUCGGCUCGCCAUCUGGGGCUGGAGCUACGGUGGCUUCAUGACUCUCAAGACGCUGGAGCAAGAUGCCGGCGAGACUUUUAGUUAUGGCAUGGCCGUCGCGCCCGUGACGGACUGGCGCUUCUACGACAGCAUAUACACAGAGCGAUAUAUGCUCACGCCGCAGACAAAUGGCCACGGCUACGAUACGAGCGCUAUCACCAAUGUCACGGCCCUCUCGCAGAACGUGCGGUUCCUCCUCAUGCACGGCGUUGCAGACGACAAUGUCCACAUGCAGAACUCGCUGACGCUGCUGGACCGGCUCGACCUGGUCGGCAUUGAGAACUACGACGUCCACGUGUUCCCCGAUAGCGACCACGGCAUCUACUUCCACAACGCCAACCGGAUUGUUUAUGACAAACUAAGCAACUGGCUUGUCAACGCCUUUAAUGGGGAAUGGUUAAAGAUCGCCAAUGCGCUGCCGAACGGAAGUAAGGAGAAGAGAGACCUCGCCGUGACACCCUUGACCUAA